This is a messenger RNA of Spirodela intermedia, 2473 nucleotides long. The record is from the annotation of a GenBank genome assembly. NCBI's taxonomy places the organism in Eukaryota, Viridiplantae, Streptophyta, Magnoliopsida, Alismatales, Araceae.
AUGUUGUCCCGGGUGCUCUCAGAGGACUACGAAUCCGACAGGCUCGAGAGGAAGAUCCUGGACCCCCGAGGCCCCACCAUUCAGAAGUGGAACAAGAUAUUCCUCGCUGCGUGUUUAGUCUCCCUCUUCGUCGACCCCCUCCUCUUCUACCUCCCAGGCACCAGGGAGGAGGAGUGCAUAUACAUAGCCAUCCCCCUGGAAGUUGCCCUCACGACGAUACGAUCGCUGGCGGACGUCUUCUACGUGAUCCAGAUUUUCGUUCGGUUUCGAACUGCAUUCAUCGCUCCGUCCUCUCGAGUAUUUGGGAGAGGCGAGCUCGUCAUCGAUCCCGCGAAGAUAUCCUCGCGGUACCUGUCCAAGGGCUUCUGGAUAGACCUCUUCACCGCGCUGCCACUCCCCCAGGCAUUCCUCUGCAUUAAAACUAUUUUCUUUUUUCUCUCUCUCCAUUCUCUCAUGCUCUUCAACAACACUAAAUCCUUGUGUUUCAGUUUCUAAUAUGGGCAGUGAUUCCCAACCUCAAGGGUUCCAUGAUCACCAACACCAAGAACAUCCUACGUUUCAGUAUCAUCCUCCAGUACAUCCCGAGGCUGUUCCUGAUCGUCCCCCUCUCGUCGCAGAUCGUGAAGGCGACAGGGGUUCUCACUGAAACCGCCUGGGCCGGGGCUGCCUACAACCUCGUACUGUACAUGCUCGCAAGUCAUGUAAGAUGAGGAUCUAACACAGCCGUUUUAGCCUGAGUAUCGUUGAGCUUCUCUUCCAGCUUCCCUAAUUUCAUUAACCAUAAUAUUCUUAAGAAAUACAUACGCACAUUAUAAACUAAGUCUGUAUCUUCUUCUUCAUCUUCAAGAUACUUGGAUCGUUAUGGUAUCUCCUCGCGAUCGAACGCCAGGAAUCAUGUUGGAGAGCAGCGUGCAAUCUUCAGAGCUCGGGAUGCAAGUACGGCUACCUGGAUUGCCGCAACAUCAACAAGCAAAGGGAAUCGUGGUUUCGAUCGAGUAACCUUACGAUUGUAUGCAAUCCAAGUAACUCCUUCUAUCAGUUUGGGAUCUAUGCCGACGCUAUCAGCUCCAGCAUCACCUCUGCCUCCUUCUUCCAAAAGUACUUCUUCUGCUUCUGGUGGGGCUUGAGGAACCUCAGGUACGAACUGUCGUCUCUCGGUCCCGGAGACGAAAACCCUAGUUCACCUUGAAAGCUAAUGAUUUCGAUUUGUCUCCGCGAAGCUCUUUGGGCCAGGAUCUCAUGACCAGCAAUUACGUCGGGGAAAUAUGCUUCGCUAUUGUGAUAUCCGUUCUGGGUAUGGUGCUCUUCGGUUUGCUUAUCGGCAACAUGCAAGUAAGUGCCGUCUUAAAAUUUCCAAAAAUGGGAUGGUCCUGAAUCCUUCCCGUGGGGGAACAGAAUGGAGGGUUGACGUUGACUGUCCGGGUUCGUGGUUCUUUUGCGCAGUCGUAUCUCCAGUCGACGACUGCCCACCUGGAAGAAUGGAGGACCAAGAGGACAGACACGGAGCAAUGGAUGCGGCAUCGGCAGCUGCCGCCGGAGUUGAAGCAGAGGGUGCGCAGGUACGACCAGUACAAGUGGAUGGCCACACGAGGGGUCAACGAGGAGUCUCUCCUGGGAGGCCUCCCCAUGGACCUUCGCAGGGACAUUAAGCGCCACCUUUGCCUUGAUCUGGUCUGCCGGGUAAGAUACACUGACUGACACAAUAUCACCUCCCUUAUCCCUCCAUUGCGGUACCCCAGGAUUGCCGUGAUUUAUCUGAAAGAACAAAGAGCAGGUGCCGCUGUUCGACCAGAUGGACGAGCAGAUGCUGGACGCCAUAUGCGAGCGGCUGAAGCCUGCCCUGUACACCUCCGGGACGUGUCUAGUCCGCGAGCUCGAUCCAGUUAACGAGAUGCUCUUCAUCAUCCGGGGCUACUUAGACUCCUACACCACCAACGGCGGCCGCACGGGGUUCUUCAACUCUUGCCGGAUCGGGCCGGGAGACUUCUGCGGGGAGGAGCUUCUGACGUGGGCCCUCGACCCGCGGCCCACCGCCAGCCUGCCGUCGUCGACGCGCACGGUCAAGGCCAUCUCGGAGGUCGAGGCCUUCGCUCUCGUGGCAGAGGACUUGAGGUUCGUCGCCGCGCAGUUCAGGAGACUGCACAGCAAGCAGCUGAGGCACAAGUUCCGGUUCUACUCACUCCAGUGGCGUGCGUGGGCAGCAUGCUUCAUACAGGCCGCUUGGCGGCGGAGCCGGAGAAGGAGGGCUUCGAUGUCGAUCGAUCUGCGGAGAGAAGACGUGGUCGCCGCCUCAUUCCAUCCUCCGGAGAAGAAGCCGCUGAAGUUGAUGCAAUCUCGUGUUGCUCCAGGGCAUCAUCGUCUGACGCCGACCUCGAGGAGUGGCUCCAGAGAGCGCCGAGGCUCGGACUCGAGUGCAGUCAAUUCGUCUCUGCAGAAGCCCGCCGAACCCGACUUCUCCGUCGAAGAAGGUUGA